CUCUCUCUCUCUCCCUUUCUCUCUCUUUCCACUACUUGGCUUAAUAAAACCAACCCUUUCCAGCCAAAGGCUCAUCCAAAACACAGGAGUAUCAACGAUAAGGAGAAGGGGAGCAACGGAGGGAAAGAAACAAGGCGAGCCAUGAAGACAACCGCUCUCAUUUUCUUCUCCCUACUGCUGGCCGCCGCUGUGGCUGGCCGCGACCUUGACAAGAAGAAGGCCGAAUCCUCCAAGGACAGCGCGGGCCCCGCCACCUACAUCCCGGGGUACGGGGCCGACCCCGGCGGGUACUUCGGACCCGGCGGGGGGUUCAACAUGCCAGGAGGGUUCGGCGGCGGGUGGGGCGCGGGAUACGGCGGGCCCGGAGGCGGGUAUGGCCACGACGGCGUGGUCCUGCCCUCGGUGGUGUGCUCCGACAAGGGGCCGUGCUACAAGAAGAAGUUGACGUGCCCCGCCAGUUGCUUCACGUCCUACAGCCACUACGGCAAGGGUGGUGGCGGCGGCGGUGGUGGCGGAGGCUGCACCAUGGACUGCAAGAAGCACUGCGUCGCCUACUGCUGAGGCUUUUCUCCUCACAUUCCGCCCUCUAUACGUCGUAACAUCAGUAUUAUGUAUACGUAUGCUGAUCUCAUGUACGAGUGGUGUGUGAUGAAGCAGUAUGGCUUGGUGUUCCAAAUAUAAAAGAUAUAAAUCAUGAAUGAUAUGAUAUAUAAACAAGAUAUGUAGACGAAUAAGGAGGGCUCUACAUAGUUUGAUAUA
This is a messenger RNA of Musa acuminata subsp. malaccensis (wild Malaysian banana), 759 nucleotides long. RefSeq names its product glycine-rich cell wall structural protein-like. Lineage: Eukaryota; Viridiplantae; Streptophyta; Magnoliopsida; Zingiberales; Musaceae. The record is from RefSeq and is a predicted model, not a curated record.